AAUUAGAUAGGAUUAUGCCAGUUGGUCAUGAAUAGUCGCUGGCACUAGUUAGCUCGGAACAUGGAGUGCGUUCGUUAAUCUCGUCGUUAUUUAUCGUCGCAGGCGUAAACAGAAACAACGCGGUUUCGUUGGCAAUUAGGAAACGAGAUAGAAAAACGUGUUCUAUUAAUUAUUAUUACGUACGUAAUAAGAGAGAGAAAAUCAAUUCCACCUUCAAACUAUGACUCUCGCAUGCUUGGCAUUCCUCUUAAUUACCGUCGAGCUUUCGAAAGCGGAGAUUCACAGAGGGGGUAUAUUGUUCCCCAGGGAAUCGGAAACUAGGCAAGUCGUGUCUUUAGACGGAUUAUGGAAUUUCAUUGUGCCCAACACGACGAAUCCUUUCGUAGGUUUCGAGCAGCACUGGUACAAAAAGGAUCUGAGAGACACCUCGGAUACAGACAUCUCGUUGAUGCCGGUCCCAUCGAGUUACAACGAUAUCGGGACGGACUGGAGGAUAAGGGAUCAUGUCGGUUUGGUCUGGUACGACCGAACGUUUUUCGUGUCAAAGUACUGGUCUGAAAUAGGUCGGGUGUGGUUGAGGUUCGGAUCCGUUUCUUACGCUGCCCAAGUAUGGGUAAAUGGACAACUGGUAAUGAGCCACGAGAUCGGCCAUUUGCCAUUUGUCGCAGAGGUAACCGCAUAUUUAAAAUACGGCAAAGAAAAUCGAGUUACAGUGGCGUGCGACAACACCUUACUGUCAGACACCGUACCCCAAGGGCGCGUGGAACAGCUUUCCAGCGGACGACUUCGGCAAAUUUAUACAUUCGACUUCUUCAAUUACGCAGGCAUUGAUAGACCCGUGAAACUGUACACGACACCCAAAACUUAUGUAGAUGACGUAACGGUAUUCACCGUUGAUAUUGAAGAGGAGGUUUAUGCUUUGCUGCAGUAUAACGUUACCGUAAACGGAGAUCACAAUGUGUCGUGCCGUGUUAAUUUGCUGGAUAAGAAGAACGAUAUAGUAGCGAUAGCUCAUGAUUAUACGAAUUUUAGCGGUAUUUUAAGAAUCGAGGAUCCCAAUCUUUGGUGGCCAUAUUUAAUGAAUCCUAGUCCCGGAUAUCAGUAUAAAUUAGAGGUUGAACUCUUCGAUCCCAAUGGCGAUCUCGUAGAUAAAUACGUAAUGCCCGUGGGCAUCAGAAAACUGUCGUGGACGAACAAGAGUUUGCUUAUCAAUAAUAAAGAAAUGUAUCUACACGGUUUUGGUAGACACGAAGAUGCGGACAUAAGAGGAAAAGGCGUUGAUCUUCCGUUGAUAAUUAGAGACCACAACUUAAUAAAAUGGAUUGGUGCAAAUGUGUAUCGGACCUCGCACUAUCCGUAUGCCGAAGAGAUAAUGGACCUGGCAGACGAAAUGGGGAUUAUGAUAAUAGAUGAAUGUCCCAGCGUCAAUACAGAGAUAUUCAGCGACGGUUUGUUGGCCAAACAUAAAGUUUCCCUGACGGAAUUAAUAAAAAGAGAUAAAAACCGACCGGCUGUGAUUAUGUGGUCUGCAGCCAAUGAGCCUAGGACGCAGUAUCCAAAUGCAAGGGAAUAUUUUAGGAGAGUUAUAGAACACAUCAAAGGUCUGGAUUCUACAAGACCAACAACCAUAGUAGAAGCUCAAAAUGUAAUGGUGGUGCAAUCGUCAGAGUUCGUAGACAUAAUAGGAUUUAAUCGGUACAACGGAUGGUAUCACGAUGAAGGUAAUUUAGACGUCAUCACUCAAAACAUCGUAAAAGAGGCAACCCUGUGGCACAAAAAGUUUAACAAGCCUGUGAUAAUGCAGGAAUACGGCGGGGAUACCUUGGAAGGAUUACACUUUGUGCCCGAUUAUAUAUGGUCCGAAGAAUACCAAGUCGGACUGCUGUCGAAACAUUUCGAAGCCUUUGACAUUUUAAGAAAAGAAGGUUUCUUUAUCGGCGAAUUCAUCUGGAACUUUGCCGAUUUUAAGACAGCUCAAGUAUAUACCAGAGUGGGCGGUAACAAAAAGGGAAUCUUUACCAGAAGCCGACAACCCAAAUCUAGCGCGCACCACAUCAGAAAAAGAUACUGGGGUCUGGCGAAUGAGUAUUUCAAUGCCACGUUUCCCGAAGAUUUGGAAACGUACGUUCUAAAUCGGGUAAAGACCACCCAAGAUGAACUGUGAUAUUUUAAUUUAUUUAUUUUAGUCAUUUUAGUUUGAAUAAACAA
Messenger RNA from Cylas formicarius (sweet potato weevil), 2208 nucleotides. RefSeq names its product beta-glucuronidase. NCBI's taxonomy places the organism in Eukaryota, Metazoa, Arthropoda, Insecta, Coleoptera, Brentidae. Gene Ontology annotation, biological process: glucuronoside catabolic process; carbohydrate metabolic process. The transcript has 13 exons. Bases 221 to 2164 code for a protein of 647 amino acids. The record is from RefSeq and is a predicted model, not a curated record. Gene Ontology annotation, molecular function: beta-glucuronidase activity; carbohydrate binding.